UCGAACCCACGAACCGUGAGCUGAAGUCAGACGCUCAACCGGCUGAGCCACCCAGGCGCCCCUUUUCCUGCCUAACUCUUGUUUAGUGUUUGUGAACACUCUCGCAAGAGCUUUCGAAGCAUACCAGUUGGCGUCCUCCAAGCUGUCCACUGCUCCGUGUAUUUAUUCCCUCCGUUUUCCUCGAAGCCGGUCCCUGUAUUCAAACAGAUCGUUCUGGUGCGUGUGUGGAUUUUCCUCCAAUGUUGCUUUAUCCUUAGUGGCCGUGCAGUGACAACAGGUUAAGUGAACAGGCCUAGGAUGAACCGACCCUCGACCAGGUCCUAGGAAAUCACCUCUGAGCCUUCACAAAGUCUUGCUUGGAAAGAGCCUCUUUGUAGACCGGGAGCCUUGGGCCACUCCAGAUACUUGAUGCUAAUAGCACAGUUGAUGGGACCGCCUCGGGCCACACUGCGUCACUUGGACCACAGGAGGUGCUUUAGUCUGAGGACUAGGGUUAGCCACGUGGGCUGUCCACCCUGCCUCUGUCACGGAGCCCCAAGGAUAAAAACUCCAGACACCCAGGCUCACAUGAGCUUCCCCGGCCGGCACCCCUUCACAUCUGUUGUCACGCGUCAUUGCUGGGAGAAUUAAGCUCUGCCCAUCUGACUCCAUUGCUAAGGGGAAGCUGGAAGCUUCCACCUGGUCUCUCCUAGACUCUGUCCUCCACGCCUUGUACCACUGCAGUGAACCAUCACCAUGGGGAUGACAGCUUCUCUAGGUCCUGUGAGUCCUUGUAGUGGAUCAGUACUCUGAGGGCGGUCCUGGGGGCCCCAGUUCAGUUGUUCACUCACAUCUAUAACUCAAGAGACAACUUGAUGACUUUGGUGCCCUGCACCAGUGCCCAAGGACGAGGCAGACUGUCGGUAGGCUCUGUGGGGCUGGGUGGGGCCAGCUGGGAGCAGCAGGGAGGCUGGGAGCCCUCCAGGUGGCCCACAUCAGGCCAUUUCACUCGGGCUCCUGGAAAGGACCGUGGCUUUUAGCAGCAGCCCAAUACCGCCAGGCCCCCAGCGGGCGCUGGGUGAGGACUUGCUCUCACGGGGGUCCUGGUGGGGACCGGCCUUGGCCCUUCCCCGAAGAAGCGCUGGGUGGAGGAAGGGGGGCAACGAGCCGGGCAGCCGGGAUCCCAGGGCUGCAGACCAGAACCGUUUGGGGGCACGGUGCGGUUGGGGUACCCAGCUCGAAGCCCUCGGACCCGGACCGGUCCCGCUGGGGGCGGGGGGGGGGCAGCGUCGCGGGCGUUCCCUGCCCCCCCCACCCCCACCCCGGGGUUAGGCGCCCCGAGCGGGCGGAAGCAGAGGGGGCGCCGCGAGGCGGCAGAGGCGGCCAUGGGCGCGCGCGUCCGGGCGCUGCUGCUGGCGCAGCUGUUGGUGCGAGCGGGGCUCCGGGGACAGGCCGUUCAGGAUCUGGACCAGCUGUUUCCAGGUAAGGCGCCCGGGACGCGCGCCUCCCCGCGCAGGGCACCUGAGCCGGAGCGCAAGGGGCGCCUCAUCUUUUCCUCUCCCCGCCCAGGUUUCGAGAACUCGUCGUUGCUCACGUGGCCCUGCGGCCGCCGAACCGUUUCGACGACGCGCGUGGUGGGCGGCAAGGACUCGGAGCUGGGGCGCUGGCCGUGGCAGGGCAGUCUGCGCUUGUGGGGCGCCCACCACUGCGGCGCCAGCCUGCUCAACCGCCGCUGGGUGCUGUCGGCCGCGCACUGCUUUGAAAAAACGUUCUUUACAGCAUUCCCGUGCCCUUUUGUGUCGUGUUCUUUUCUGUCUUCUCUUCUCCCCGGAUGGCAGCACCAGCCGCCCCCUCCUCAGCCCACCUCCCCCGGUGCAGGUGCGCCACGGGGUGGACCGAGACACAAAGAUCCCUCGAAGUGGACGGCGCAGUUUGGUGAGCUGUCCUCCAGGCCAACUUUCUGGAAACUGUGGACCUUCUACCAUCGGUACAGGGUGAAGGAUAUCGUCGUGUAUCCCCAGUUCAGUGGGACUUCACUCAAGGACAUCGCCCUGCUGAAGCUGUCCUCCUCCGUCACCUACAAUAAGUACAUCCAGCCCAUCUGUGUUGCGGCCUCUUCCUCUGAGUUCCAGAACAAGGCUGACUGCUGGGUGACUGGCUGGGGGCACAUCGAAGAAGGUCAAGUUCUGCCGCCUCCUUACCGUCUCCAGGAAGCACAGGUGUCCAUCAUAAACAACUCCAGGUGCGACUUCCUGUUCCGACGUCCCGGUUUCCUCACUUAUGACCCGGGUGACAUGAUUUGUGCUGGCUCUGAGAAUGGCCAACGUGACGCCUGCAAACUGUCCCUGCCUCUCCGCCAGCCCCUCACCUGCCCCCUGCCCCGCCAAGCCUGGCUCACCCGCGCCGCUCCCCAGGGUGACUCCGGUGGCCCCUUGGCCUGCGAAAAGAGAGGUGUGUGGAUUCAGGUUGGAAUCGUGAGCUGGGGAUUGGGCUGCGGUAGCCCCAACUGGCCCGGGGUCUACACCAACGUCAGUGCGUAUUUUGACUGGAUCCAGACGCUGAUGGCCCGCGGCGCCCCCAGGCCAGUCCCCUCUCGGCUGCUCCUGCCCCUCGCUGUGCUCUGGGCCGGGCUCCCGCAGCCGGCCUGAGCCCAACGGAGUCCUGAGAGCCGGGGCCAUCUGCUGAGCCAGGCCCCGUCCCCCACCUUGUCCCUUUUCUAAUAAACUCCUUAGCGUGUUGGAA
Prionailurus viverrinus (fishing cat) is the source of this 2721-nucleotide messenger RNA. RefSeq names its product testisin-like. Bases 1365 to 2627 code for a protein of 420 amino acids. The transcript is spliced from 7 exons. Lineage: Eukaryota; Metazoa; Chordata; Mammalia; Carnivora; Felidae. The record is from RefSeq and is a predicted model, not a curated record. Gene Ontology annotation, biological process: proteolysis. Gene Ontology annotation, molecular function: serine-type endopeptidase activity.